Messenger RNA from Daphnia carinata, 594 nucleotides. RefSeq names its product venom allergen 3 homolog. Gene Ontology annotation, cellular component: extracellular region. The transcript has 4 exons. Lineage: Eukaryota; Metazoa; Arthropoda; Branchiopoda; Diplostraca; Daphniidae. Bases 1 to 594 code for a protein of 197 amino acids. The record is from RefSeq and is a predicted model, not a curated record.
AUGGAAUUCACCUACAAGGAUAUCAAUACGAUUGUCGAACUUCACAAUCGUCUUCGUCGUCAUGUGGCGUCAGGAAAAGAGAGUCGAGGCUCACCUGGUCCGCAGCCAAAAUCUGCUUACAUGCCAGACUUGGUGUGGGAUGAUGGUUUGGCCAACGCCGCAUGGCGAUGGGUCCAAAAUUGUCAAUUCUAUCACGAUCCAAGCCUUCAGGAUAAUCGUUUCACACUUGUGGUAGCCAUGCAAAUGGGCCAGAACAUUGCAAUCACGGUGAGCUCGAAGCGUUCGACCACACCGAAUUGGGCCGAUGCAGCCAUUCAUCCGUGGUAUGCAGAGGUUGAGCACAUGGACUGUCGUCACGUGACCAAAUUCAAGAGUUUCGAAGCUGCAAACAGACAAAUCAUUAGACAUUUCACGCAGUUGGUUUGGGCUGGAACGAAAGCUGUAGGAUGUGCAGCCAUCGGUUACACGAACUAUGCCACACCUGGAACACCGUUUAGAGUGAUGUACGUCUGCAAUUACAGCCCACCAGGAAACAUCAUUGGCCAACCAGUUUACGAAGUUGAUUCUUCUAGCCCCAGCUGUCGAGAAGAGUAG